AUGAGUUAAAGAUAUUACUACUAAAAAUAUUACAGAAGCCGAUCUAGAAGUCAUAAAAAAUAUUAUGAUUAAAAUUAUGAUUAUAAAAAUUAUAAUGAUAAUAAUAGAAGAUAAUAUGCACCAGUUUAAAAAAAAAAAAAUUAUGACUAUUAUAAUUAAGAUAAUAUGAUAAUGAUAGGUACUAUAAUAGGGAUUAAAAUUAUCGUUAUAGAAAUGAUAACCAUCAUAAUCAUGAUAGAAAAUAUAUAAGAGAUAGUAUAGAAAGAAAUAACCAGUCAUAGUCGCUCAAGUAGUAGCAAUAGUAGUAGUAAUUCGUCAAAUAAUUCUGCCCAAAGCGAUUCUAAAAACCGUUCAAAAGACGCCGGUCAUUACAAAUAUAAGAAAGGUGAAACAUUCGAUAAUGGUCGAUAUAUAUUAAUAAAGCAUUUAUCCGAUGGUACAUUUGGUAGAGUAUUUGAAGUGGUAGAUAGUCAUAAUAACAAUAAAACUAUCGCCUUGAAAGUGAUUCGAGCAGUAGAUAGAUAUGUGGAAGCUGCAUAAACUGAAGGUGAUAUAAUUAUGAAAAUAAAUAAGAUGGAUCCAGAAGAUUAAUAUAGGAUAGUUAGAUUAUAUAAUACGUUUAAACACUAGGAGAAUUUUUGUAUGUGCUUUGAAAAAUUAGGACUUUCUUUAUUUGAUUUGUUGAAAAAGAAUAAUUAUGUGCCAUAUAAAAUUUAAUAUGUAAAGAGCUUUUUUAAAUAGAUUUUAGAAAGUAUUGGAUUUUUGCAUUUAUUGAAACUUACUCAUACUGAUUUGAAGCCUGAGAAUAUACUUUUAGUAUCCUCUGAAUUAAAAAAAAGUGAAAUUAAAUGUGGAAAAACAUCUUCGCCUUCUACUUCUUAUUAAUCAAUUAAAAUUAUUGAUUUCGGAGGGGCAACAUUUGAAAAUGAACAUCAUUCAGAUAUUAUAAAUACUAGAUAAUAUAGGGCUCCGGAAGUUAUUUUAGGAUGUAUGAGAUGGAAUGAAAUUAGUGAUGUGUGGUCUAUUGGGUGUAUUAUUAUGGAACUUUAUUCAGGAGAAUUAUUGUUUCCAACGCAUGAAAAUUAUGAGCAUUUGGCCAUGAUAGAAAAAAUUAGUGGGCAUAUACCAAAGUGGAUGGGGAAUAGAGCAGAACAUGAUCAUUUUAGCUAAAAUUUUAAUGUUAGUGACGAGUAUUUUUCAAAAUAUAGAACACAUUUUGAUUGGCCAAAGAAUGCGUCGAGUCGAAAAAGUAUUGAAAGGGUUAGGGAAUUAAUUACAGUUGAAUAAAUUAUUAAACCAGAACAUUAUUUGUUAAAGGAUUUGGUAAAAAAAUGCCUAAUUAUAGAUCCUAAAUAAAGAAUUUCUUGUCAGGAAGCAUUAAAACAUUCAUUUUUUUAAUGA
Messenger RNA from Ichthyophthirius multifiliis, 1401 nucleotides. RefSeq lists its product as hypothetical. The record is from RefSeq and is a predicted model, not a curated record. Lineage: Eukaryota; Ciliophora; Oligohymenophorea; Hymenostomatida. Gene Ontology annotation, biological process: protein phosphorylation. The transcript has 5 exons. Gene Ontology annotation, cellular component: nucleus. Gene Ontology annotation, molecular function: ATP binding; protein kinase activity.